This is a messenger RNA of Clarias gariepinus (North African catfish), 3828 nucleotides long. RefSeq names its product solute carrier family 52 member 2 (gene slc52a2). Gene Ontology annotation, molecular function: riboflavin transmembrane transporter activity; 3'-5'-RNA exonuclease activity. The coding region runs from base 141 to 1493 and encodes 450 amino acids. The record is from RefSeq and is a predicted model, not a curated record. Gene Ontology annotation, biological process: riboflavin transport. The transcript is spliced from 6 exons. Gene Ontology annotation, cellular component: plasma membrane. Lineage: Eukaryota; Metazoa; Chordata; Actinopteri; Siluriformes; Clariidae.
UGCAGCUAUGGAGGACCUUCAAGACCCCAGUUUCAGUGUUCCUAGUGCCUUGAGUAUCGCUGAUGAACUGAAGGAUGAUUUCUACUUCAAUCUUCUGGAUGACUUCCUUGGGUCUCAGACUGGCGAAUCACUGAAUUUGGAUGAAAAGCCCUGCACAAACCGGCUCCUGGUGCAACUAUAAUAGCGAAAUGUGGUGGAAUCAUGCUGCUGUCACGCACAUUUUGGUGGCCUUUUUCGGAAUGGGAUCAUGGAUAGCUGUAAACUCGUUUUGGGUUGAGUUGCCUGUGGUGGUAAGCGUUUUGCCAGAAGGGUGGAAUUUGCCAGCUUAUCUUUCAGUACUCAUUGCUUUUGGUAAUGUGGGUCCACUGGCUGUCACUAUAACCCACCACUUUGCUCCUGGGUGUCUGAAUGAGCGUGUCCUCAUUCAUGUCAUACAGGCCCUGGCGGUGCUUGCUUCAGCCUUUCUCGCCCUCUUCUGGUCAGAAGUGGCUACAGUUGCUGGGGCACAAAGAUCCAUUGCUUUCUUGUUGCUCUCUUUGGUGCUGGCAACUGUGUGCUGCACAUCUAACGUUACCUUUUUGCCCUUUAUGUUUCGUUACCCUCCACAGUACAUCCGGACAUUUUUUGUGGGCCAGGGGCUCAGUGCGCUUUUCCCGUGUAUCGUGGCGCUAGGACAAGGUGUGGGAAAGGUCGAGUGUGUUGAGACGGAAAAUGGCACACAUCCUCAUUAUCUUAAAGAGAACUUCCCAGCACAGGACUUCUUCUGGUUCUUGUCUGUCAUGCUGGCCAUCUCUUCACUCUCCUUCUUGGCACUGACAUACACAGUUGCUACAUCUUCUGAAGCAAGUCAGGUUCCAGAGCAAGAGACUGAGAAAUAUCAAGGACAAGAGACACACCCGUUACAAAAUGAAGCAACGCCAGUAUCCGAGGAACAUGCGGAAGUAGAGAGAAAGGACACUGUUGUGUCUUUUUGGACUUUACACAAUAUCUACCUGCUCCUGCUCCUCGGAAUCUCCACUGCUCUUACUAAUGGAGUGUUGCCGUCAGUUCAGAGCUUCUCCUGCCUGCCGUACGGUACCAUGGCUUUUCACCUCUCUGUUGUCUUGGGAAAUCUUGCCAACCCUCUGGCAUGCUUUGUGGCCAUGGCUGUUAUUCUAAGGUCCAGUGUUGGCCUUACGUUAAUGUCUCUUGGAGGAGGGCUGUUUGCUGUAUAUCUGUUAGUCCUGGCCGCUCUUAGUCCAUGCCCACCCCUCUUGGGAACCAAUGCAGGAGUGGCUAUGGUGGUCAUCUCAUGGAUCAUCUUCACAUUUUUGUUCUCGUAUGUAAAGGUGGUGGUUAGCACUCUUCUCCAUGAGCAAGGACACACCGCUCUGCUCUGGUGUGGAGUGUUCAUCCAGGUUGGUUCUCUCAUCGGAGCACUCACCAUGUUCCCGCUAGUGAGUGUGUACCAGGUAUUUCGGCGAGCUCAAGACUGUGUGAACGCCUGCAGCUAGCACCAAUGUCGACAGACAACCACACUCAUUUUGUGCCUUUAUCUGAUGAAUAGAUUUACAGAAGGAAUGGAAAUGGGAAGAAUUGUGAAGUUUCUGUCAUUAUAGUUUGAAGUAAUACUGUUUUAGAAGAAGUAAAGGGGUUUUUGCAAUUCUAAAAAUAAAAAUGCCACUUGCACACGCAAGAAAGAAUCCAAUGUUUGCAACAAGACGCACUCGGUAAUAGACUCAGUAAAGUCAUAAAUUAUGACUUUAGUCUCCACAUAUCACCACAGAUUUUGUCUGCCUACUUUGGUGUAGACUGUUAAAUAUUUUACAGCUCACAGCAAAAUGUUGUCCAUAGUCUAAAAAGGUUACAUGAGGUCAUUCCUCACCUUUAAAUUCACAGGUUUGUCAGCUAAGGAGUGCACUGCUAUAAGAAAAAAAAUAAACAGAGAAAAUUUUACGUCUUUAAAGGAAAUCUGAAAAUUACAGACUUCAGAAUUCAUUGUCAACAGAAUUCCUUGUUGUUUGAUCGAUUAUAAUAAUAAUAGUUAUAAAAUGUGUAAUAAUAAUUAUAAAUAAUUAUUUAACCAAUUAAAGAGUUUCACUAAACAAUCAUAACUGUUCCAUAUAUUAUCAUUCCACAAUGCCAUGAUAAAUUAAAUUAUUAUUAUAAUUUCUCUUUAUUCCACUGUAAUAGCACUAAUAUUUAUUGUUUUACUUUAUAUUUAUAUUAACUCUAAUUUUAAUGACAAUUGUUGGGGUAGAUAGAUUCAUUUAGACAACUUUACAAAUUGUCAAAAUUGCAUAAUUUUAAGUAAUGUUAUAGAAUGUUUAUUUUAAUGUUUUUGAAGAUCUUUUAUUUUAACCUGAGCUAUGCUCAUUAUUAACCUAAUUAUAGGACUGUAUGGAAAAUUGACUUUAUGGACAGUUGUAAUACUGUAAUUAUUUAGUGCAAUGUUAAGUAUUUUCAUUUAUCUUAAGGAAAAUUAUAAGAAGCUGCCUAUCUUACACUACACUAAAUACAGCUAAAUACAACAUCUAGUUUAUUGCAAAUGAUAUCCAAAAAAAACAAACAAAAAAAAAAACAAAAAAACAUUGAGUUGUCUAUGUGAUGCUCAUGCUUGGAUGUUCAUGUUUCUACCUAGUGUAGUUUUUAAGAUGUGAUUAUACAUAUUCAGGGAAAGACCUGUGCUUACUAUGAUGAUGUGUGUAUAUGAUAGUGUGUUUUCUUUGUUUGAAGUUGACUAAUUAUAUGUAUUUUAAUUAUUUACUGUAUCUAUAUACUACACACUGCCUGGCAAAAAAAAACAUGUUUCAUAAGGGUCAAAAUAUUGUCCUGCACCAAGCAAAAUAUUGAAAUUUACUGGAAUUGGGUUAAGAACUGCUCAAUGCAAUACUAAAAUCUGGAAGGGUAGUACUGAGCCAUCAACUUUGUGGAGAAAUUUUGGUUAGAAAAACACCAUGAAUGUGUGUGAUCAGAAAUCACUUAAAUGAUUGGCAAAGUUGUAUGAUAGAAAAAAAAUCAACAGUAGAAAAUUAGAUGUACCUUAUGUGUAAUAGUGAAAAUAGCCUUUUCACAGAGGUAAUGGGAUGAAAACUUACAGGAUUGGGACUAAACAGCAGUGGUCUUAAGGAAACCACUUGUUAGUGAGACUAAUCAGAAAAAAAGUGGGAAGAAGAGCAUGAAGCGAUGCACCAAUAAUGCAUUGUGAAAACUAUACAAGCUACUGGCAGUGUCAGGUCAGAGUCAGUUAGUCUGGUCUAGGCUCAGCAAAAUUGUUCGGCCUUAAAAUUAAAUCAGCUGAUGACCUUGAUGUACUGAAUGACCAGAUUACCACACCUAUGCAUAUUCCAGGACGCAAAUAGUAAAGGGGCAUUUCUGGGAGCAUAAAGACUCAUUUUCACACAUAAAUUGCCAUCACAUUGUGCAAUGUAAUUUAGACUAAAGCCAGGUGAAGUGAACCCUAAAAUGUUUUACUUUUUUCCUAUUUGGCCAAGGUAGUGUAUAAAUGCCUAGUCAAAAGGGUUUUCAAUGAUUUGAUUAAAUUAAAGAUCGAUCAGAUAUUUAAUAAUAUAUUAAACAUUUACUGUUUAUGUAUUUUACUUGAAUAAAUAGUUACAAAAUGUUGGUAACAAAUGGUUGAAAAUAUUUUCUCUAAUAUUUAGAGUAUAGAAAAAACUUAAACACCUUUAUCUGUGAAUCUGAUAGUCACACAUGAAAUCUUUUUUUUUCUUUUAUCUGUACUCUGUCAUCUUUGUAAUAGCUGACUAUCAUGAUUGAAUUAUGUUUAUCAAAAAGAUUUUUGCUGAAUUACAGUACAGUAUUAAAGAAUGUCUGAUGUAUUAAAGAUCA